UUUGUAUCCCAUCUUAUUCACUCUCAUAGCCUGCUCUUAUCCAACGGCUUAUGAGGGCUGUUGGGCAAUUCAAUUACCAAGUACAAUAGCGAAGGGUUUUAGGAAGUUUUCUGAAUGUAAGCAGUUCUUUAUCCUUCUUGCCUCUAAAAUAUAAAAUUACAAUCUCAAAAUUGCAGGGUUCAGCGGUGAGAAAUGGUGUGGGGGAUUACUUAAGAUCUGUUUCUCAUGAUUAUAUGACGCUGGGAGGCUGCAUUUGAGAUACUUGGUUUGGAAAUUUGAUUCCUAAAUGUAAGGAAGACUGAAAGCCUUUAAACAAGUUUCUUAAUCCAAUUUUACAUCUUACAUGGCCUUUUCUUUAGCAGUGUGGUCUUUCAAUACAGAUGGUAUUUUGCAGCAUAAUGUACAUCUGCCCCAUUAUUCAGGCUUAAAAUUCCCAAGACAAAAAGUUCUUGACAAGAUCAGAUUUUUGUUGCCUUCUAAAAUCCCAGUGAGUUCAUUUCAAGAACAAAAUCUUUAUCCCUUGAGAAAGAAGAGCAAUCUGAUUGUGUCAGCAGGGUGGAGCCUGGGAGAUCAGGAUAUAGAUAGUCCUGAUGAGCGCCCACCAUAUGAUUCCUAUAUAGACUCUAAUACUGGGGAACUGGUCCCAGCAAGAGGGGCCCGCCCAAGUAUACCUGAUAGGGAUUUCUGGUCUGGAGACACAGCUAUCCGUGCACGGCGUGGACAAACUCUUUUGCCUUCACACAAGUCUCCAAAUACCUUAAAACCAUCCAGUGGUCAAAAUCCAGGAAGCAGGAGGAAGAAGUCUAGGGUGCGCGCGGCAAUACCAAAAUCUUCAGCUGGAGAAACAGCUGACAAUGAAUUUACACCAGAACCUUCAAAUUAUUCAUCUGAAGAAGAAGAGGAAGAGACUUCAACACCAAAUGUUAUUCAGGAACUGAAAACAGAUGAGAUAGUUGAUGCUGAAGAAUUGGCUAGGAAAUAUGGGGAGCCUCACCCUUUUGUUCGUAAAAGAUCAGAAGAGUUUACACCACCACUAUUAAAUGAGGAACUAUGGUGGAACUGGCGUAAGCCUCCAAUAGGAAUGGAGCGAUGGACAGAAUGGAAGAAGACUGCUCCAAGUUCAGAUGCGGCCAUGGCAAUGGCAAUGGCAGAGGCUGGACAAAUAAAAAUUUUUGGGGAGAAACCAACAGUUGCUGAGGCUUCUCUUGCUCGAGCUCGAAAAAGAGCUCUAAAAAAUGAAAGGCUGAGUCUUGAGGAGGAAAGGAAAAGAGAGCUAGGUCCAAUGGCAUACUAUCAAGAGUGGGUGAAGGCAUGGAAAAAGGAUACUUAUAAGGAAGCAGUGCAGAAGCACUUUGAAGAAACGGGGGAGGAUGUACAUACACAGCUUGCUAAUAUGUUCCAACAUCAAACAGAAAGGGAAUAUCGCAUCAUGAUGGGCACAGAUGUGCGCAUUCUUCGUGACCCUGUAGUAAUACGCAUGCGGCCAGAACAUAAAAAAGCAGUAUUUGGAGGAGAUCCAGCAUAUCCAACUAUAAAUUAUGAACAGGCUCCGGAUCAUACUGUUGAUUAUCGAGGACCUAAUUUCCAUGAGCCAGUACGAGAGCCACUGGAUCGUAUAAGACAGAGAGGCAGACUUAUAUCACAAGAUGUAGUUGAUAAAAUACGAGCCAAACAAAGGGAGGAACAAGAAGAUGAGGAUGAUGAACUGGAUGAAGCAAUGUCUGUGGCUGUUGACAUUGGUGAAAAGAACGAUGAAGGCGAGGAUGAGGUUGAAGAGGAAGAAGAGGAUGACGUAUCUGACUUGGAAAUUGCAGACAGUCACCAGUCUUCUCUGGAACCUGGAUCAGAAGCAGAGAAGGAUUCUGGCAGAGGCACUACUGAAAAUUCAGAAUAGUCAGUUCUUGGCACCUUUGAGGAUCAACCUGAGCUAGAUGUAGCUCAAAUCAGGUUCCUUGUUUGACUGGUAGUACACUUCAAUUUGAUAGGCAAAUUGUGUGCAGCGGGUUAAGGCCUUUUAGAUUCUAAUCGUUUAGUUAUUUGGCCACCAUGAAGUUGGGCAUGAUAUUUUUAGUUGAGAUAUACUGCAGAAAUGUGAAUGUGGAAUAACAUCCAAUUCUAAGCUUUCAUUGUUUAGCGGUUGUCCCAUUAAUCCAAUGUACAUGUCAAUAUUCCAAUGGAAUAUCUUUUUGUGUUGUGCUGAUUCUUUA
Molecule: messenger RNA, 2207 nt
Organism: Cryptomeria japonica (Japanese cedar)
Lineage: Eukaryota; Viridiplantae; Streptophyta; Pinopsida; Cupressales; Cupressaceae
Product: protein PLASTID TRANSCRIPTIONALLY ACTIVE 12, chloroplastic
Exons: 12
Coding region: 344-1894 (516 amino acids)
Biological process (GO): response to light stimulus; plastid transcription; positive regulation of red or far-red light signaling pathway
Cellular component (GO): nucleus; chloroplast
Source: RefSeq, a predicted model, not a curated record